Messenger RNA from Humulus lupulus (European hop), 597 nucleotides. RefSeq lists its product as uncharacterized. The transcript has a single exon. Lineage: Eukaryota; Viridiplantae; Streptophyta; Magnoliopsida; Rosales; Cannabaceae. The record is from RefSeq and is a predicted model, not a curated record. The coding region runs from base 1 to 597 and encodes 198 amino acids.
AUGGCUCCAUAUGAGGCAUUAUACGGAAGAAAGUGUCAAUCUCCAAUCCACUUGCAUGAGGCUGGUGAGAGGAAAUUCUUGGGAUCAGAAGAGGUGGACCAAGCUACGGAGGACAUUAGGUCGAUUCGUCAGAGGCUACAGACCUCUAUAGAUCGCCAACGUAAGUAUGACGAUUGUAGAUGGAGACCUUUAGAAUUUGAAGUUGGGGACAAGGUACUGUUAAAUAUUGCUCCACUGAGAGGAGCUAUGAGGUUCAGGAAAAAGGGUAAGUUGAGCCCUAGUUACAUAGGACUGUUUGAGGUUCUGGAAUGCAUUGGAAAGGCGGCUCACCGACUAGCCCUUCCGCCCGCGUUCUCUAGAGUUCACGAUGUAUUCCAUAUGUCAACCUUAAGGAAGUACAUGAAUGACCCCACUCAUGUGCUAAGUUGUGAUGAACAUAGCAUAGAUCCUCAUCUUAGUUACGAGGAAAAACUGGUCGUAAUUAUGGAUUGGAAAGACAAGGUGUUAAGAAACAAAACAAUACCUUUGGCAAAGGUGCAGUGGUGUAACCACGGUAAUGAAGAGGCGACCUUGGAGACAGAAGUCGAGAUGCGGUAA